Molecule: messenger RNA, 756 nt
Organism: Trametes versicolor FP-101664 SS1
Lineage: Eukaryota; Fungi; Basidiomycota; Agaricomycetes; Polyporales; Polyporaceae
Product: kinase-like protein
Exons: 1
Coding region: 1-756 (251 amino acids)
Source: RefSeq, a predicted model, not a curated record
AUGCGCGGCCGCGACUUCUAUGCGCGUAUAAUCGACCUUCCAUUCGGCCUUGUUCUAAAGACCACUUCCACGAUGCCCCGCGGCGCCGCCCAGGAGGCCGAAAUCAUACGGUUCGUCCAGCGCCACACCUCCAUCCCCACGCCCCGCGUCGUCGCUUCCGCGACAGGGUAUGGCCACCAUUACCUGUUGAUGAAGAAGGUCGCUGGCGAAAACCUGCAGCGCGUAUGGCCAACUCUGGAACCCGCCCAGCGAACCAGGAUCGUCGAGCAGCUGCGCGCGUUCAUAUCCCAGCUGCGCUCGCUCCCGCCUCCUCACGGCCGCACCGUUUGCUCCCUCAACGGUGCUCCCCUUCGAGAUUUCCGCAUCACCGGCGAGGGGCCGGUAGGGCCGUUUGCGGACGAGGACGCGUUCAACGACCGUCUGGUCGAGACGUCGGCCCCUUUCUACAAGAGAGCCACCCGCGCGGAGUUCCGUGCGCGUAUGCGCGGGGACCACUCCAUUGUCUUCACGCAUGGAGACAUCGCGCCGCGCAACAUCUUGGUCGAUGGAGACACCAUCGUCGCGUUGCUGGACUGGGAGCAGGCGGGCUGGUAUCCCGAGCAUUGGGAGUUGGUGAAGGCGAUGCGGUGCCCGCCAUACCCCGAGGCUGCAGGUGAACUCUGGGUGGAGCUGGUCAAGGAUAUGUUUGAGAAGGAUUACGACGCCGAGUGGCUGGUCGAGCGCGGCCUUUCGGAGCGCAUAGUGGGGCCUAUAUGA